AUGACAUCGGCGCCGCUAUUAGAACGAAACCAAGAUGCUACAGUAUACGUGGGAGGUCUGGACGAGAAAGUGACAGAAGGAAUUCUUUGGGAACUGUUUGUGCAGGCAGGUCCAGUGGUCAGUGUGAAUAUGCCCAAAGAUAGAAUUACUGGCAGUCAUCAAGGUUUUGGAUUUGUGGAGUUUAUGGGGGAAGAAGAUGCCGAUUAUGCCAUUAAGAUCAUGAAUAUGAUCAAGUUAUUUGGAAAACCAAUCAAAGUCAACAAGGCAUCGGCAAAUGAGAAGAACAUUGACAUUGGGGCCAAUCUGUUUGUUGGUAAUUUGGAUCCAGAAGUCGAUGAGAAAUUGUUGUUUGAUACUUUUAGCGCCUUCGGAAUGAUCUUACAGGUUAGGUUUAGAAAAUGCAAUGUAAAAUUACAUAAAUUUAUGUUUCUAGGUCCCGAAGAUCAUGAGAGAUCCUGAAUCCGGGAACUCAAAAGGUUACGCCUUCAUCAACUUCUCCAGUUUUGAAGCUUCCGAUAUGGCCUUAGAAGCCAUGAAUGGCCAAUUCUUGUGCAACAGGCCUAUCACUUGUUCUUACGCCUUCAAAAAGGAUGCGAAAGGAGAGCGACACGGAACGGCGGCCGAACGAUUACUCGCCGCCCAGAAUCCCUUAUUCACUCAAGAUCGUCCCCAUCAGAUGUUCGCUGACAUGCCCGGAGGUAUCAGGCCGAAUACUGCCCAGGCGGUGGCCGCGGCUCAAGGAUUGCCCAUGGCCAAUGGAAUGCCCCCACUUUCUGGAGCUCUGGGACACAUGGGGCCGGGAAUGGGGCUUGCUGGAAUUGGUGGAGUACCUCCCAUUGGUCUGGGCAUGGGAAUGCCACCUCCACCCCCACCACAAUUCAUGGCUCCGCCCCCAAUUCCGGGCAUGAUGCCGGGAAUGAUGGCCCCCAAUCCGAUGUUCUUGGGCGGCCGUCCGAUUCCUCCUCCUCCUCCGCCUCCACAAGCUCAAAUGGGCGGUAAGUUCAAGUACUGUGUGUUUUUAUUCAUCUUUAGCUCCACCAGGCGGAAUGGGCUGGGCCGUUCCACCCCCACCGCCCCCGAUGGGCGGGUUACCAACUCCAACACCUCCCCCUCCACCACCUUCAGCAUUCGUGAUUCCACCACCUCCACCACCCGUCAGUUAA
Messenger RNA from Bursaphelenchus xylophilus (pine wood nematode), 1163 nucleotides. The record is from the annotation of a GenBank genome assembly. NCBI's taxonomy places the organism in Eukaryota, Metazoa, Nematoda, Chromadorea, Rhabditida, Aphelenchoididae.